Messenger RNA from Cynoglossus semilaevis (tongue sole), 2264 nucleotides. RefSeq names its product RNA binding motif protein 12Ba (gene rbm12ba). The record is from RefSeq and is a predicted model, not a curated record. Bases 232 to 1572 code for a protein of 446 amino acids. Lineage: Eukaryota; Metazoa; Chordata; Actinopteri; Pleuronectiformes; Cynoglossidae. Gene Ontology annotation, molecular function: RNA binding. The transcript is spliced from 2 exons.
AAUAAACAAUACAAAAUUGACCGUUUUUAUCAAUUUAAUUUUUUUCUAUUUUAACAAAGCCAGUGUUUAUUUCAGUUUGCUCGGUAUAAAAAAGGUCAAAUGAGGAAGUGUGAGGAGCUGUUUCACUUCCUCCAUGAGCAUGUUACUUACCACCCACUUGUGGUAUAUUUCAAACGCGUUGGGAAGACCUAAAGUCUAUCUCCCAGACACAAGCCAAACAGCUUGAAGGAAAUGACAAUUCUGCGUCUGAAAGGACUGAAUGUACAGGCAGGUUUAGAGGAUAUUAGGAAAUUCUUCAAAUGCCUUUACAUUCCAGACGGUGGAGUGUGGAUCGUUGGCGGGAGCCUUGGAGAGGCCUUCAUUGCGUUUACAACAGAAAAAGAUGCCCAGCGCGCCAUGCGAUAUUCUGGAAAAGCACUCAAAGGAUCUAAGGUGAUCCUACGGAUCAGUAGUAUGGGUGAGCUGGAACACAAAUUAAAGGAAAGAAUGAAGAGGAAAGCAAAGGAAAAAGAGAAAGACAAUCAUAUAGCAGGGCAUUCUGUCAAAACACCAGAACCACGUCCACAUCCCAGACUGUCAUUACUGAAAACAUCAUUUAGUGAUCCCAAACCUGCAUAUUCCCCAUCUUCAGAACCUCGAUUACGUGAUCCCCGUAUUAAAAAUCUUACAGAGCCUGCGUCCCCAGAUGCCACGAAUGUUUCAACUUCAGAUGUAAACUCACUUGAUCCAAGUACAGCCUUUCUUCUUGGGAUUUGUACAGUUCUUCAAGGACUACAGACCAAACAUGAAAAUGGAAGCUCGCAAGCAGAAAAUAAUUUUCCCACAAAUGAAUCUCCAUCUGGGACAUAUGAAACGGUGAUGAAAGCAGAAGAUUUAUGUCAGAACACACAGCCUGGUUACGUCCGGCUUUUUGGUCUACCGGCAUCAACCACAAAAGAGGACAUAUGCCAAUUUUUCAGAAGCAUGACUGUACAAGAAGUCAUCCUGAAUGUGAAGCUGGGACUUAAGUAUGGCUGCCUUGUAAAGUUUGCAAACACACAAGAUGCACAUGACGCACUUUACUUUAACGGGCGCUUACUGGGUCUGGCCUGUGUGGAAGUACGUGCCGCUACUGAAAAGCUUUGGACCAGUGUGUUGCAAGAAUGUGACAAUGCAUUUCAUCAUGAAGGCAAUAAAGAAAAAUACUCCAAGACUUGCCAGGACAUUGAAAAUGACAAACUAAUGUCUACUUCUCCUUUGCAUAUUGAAAGCAGUUCUUUUAAACGGCUGCCACAUAGUCCAAGAAAAACAAAGUCUUUACUGACAAGCAAGUAUGUUGUCAUGGCCAGAAACCUACCAAAAAACAUGACCAAAACUGAGAUAAAAGAACUGUUUGCAUGUCCUGACAUUGCUCACAACAAUAUACAGAUUCUACUUGAUAAGAAAGGCAACAGAACUGACACAGCUUUUCUUAUUUUUAACUGCAUUGAGGAUUAUGAAUAUGCAAUUGACCUCUCUGGAUGCCACGUCGGAUCUGGCACCAUUCAAGUCUCAUCAGUCACUGAAGAGAAGAUGAGGAAUAUGAUGACCUAAAUCCCAAUCCUGGGGACAUGAGGAACCCAAUAGAGAAAUCUCAACUUGACUGAAAAACAUACAAUCGACAUGGAAAUGCAAAUGUGCCUUUACACGAGAAAAUGUGGGCGCAGACGCAAGGAUCUAAUCUUAAGAUUUGAAAAGGAUAUAGUUUUACUACUGAACAUCAAUGAAAACAGUAUUGGUGAGGCCGUGUUUCUGUUUACGUUUGAUAAACGGUCUGCUCUGGUGCAUGGGUUUACAGUAAUGGUCAGAACCUCUUGAGGAUAAAGGCCAUUCUCACCAAAUUAAAUGCAGCAGGACAACAUUUCCAAGAAGCAUUAAACAAACCUGAACCUCUGAUCGUUCAUCGCAAAACACAAUGACAUUGAUUCUGAUUAGAACAAUCUUUUAUGGAUUUUCUCAGAACCAGUGGUGUGAUACUUUUAUUCUUUCCAGUUUGGGUUGAGCUGUGCUUCUAAACAUUUUAUUUCAAGUUAAUAUUUAAACAUUGUUUUGUGCAACAUUUGUUGGAAAAGGAACAAUUUCAACUUAAAGAGAAUGACUGCAGUCAGUGUUGAAAAUAUAUUAAAUUGCACAAUUAAAUAAAUCUAGGUUUCCAAACAAACCGGUUUUUCCCCUCAAUCUUUAAUAGGACUGGACCUUAAAAGGAUUAAACAAAGUGAGAAAAAAUGGUUGCAAACAAGAAGUAA